GAACAAGGUCUGCUUCACCAAGGAGGAACGCCAGUUUUGGAUCCUUAUGGAACAAUUUGGGCCUACGAACCUGUUACUGCGAAAAUUACAUUCCUGUUCUUUCCUGAUAGUAAGUAGGAUUUUUCAACUGUCACUCAUGGUAACUAAUAGUUGGUUGAUUAAUUGGUUGGUCAGUUGUUCAGUUUCCUUGGUCACCUUGCCAAUUGGUUGAUUGAUUGGUUGAGUACCAGGGGUUGGUUGUAUAAAACUCUUAAUCACUUUUUUAAUCACUAUUUUGUAGUUAAAUAGUGAUUAACUCUCAAAUAGGCGCUUCUUAUUGGAUGACAUUUCCACUUAACCAUGAUUAACUUUAAUCACUUUUUUAUACAACCGGCCCCAGGGUGUUUGAUCACUCACUCAGUCAGAUGUCAGUUGACCAAUGAGUCAUAUGGUUAGUCUGUCAGCUAGCAGUUGGUUGACCUGUCAAUUGGUUGGUCAAGUCAGCCUGUCGGUUGGUCAGUCGGCCAGCUAGUAAGUCGGUCAUUCCAUAGUUGGUCAGUCAGAGAGCACAGCUACUUUCCUACUUACUAACCUACGAACUUACUAACCGACCAACUUAUAAGUUAGCUAACUUCUAACUCAUAUUUUUAAUUUAUUUCACAGAAACCUAUGCAUAUGAAUGGUACGGUUUCCUUGAUUUCAUGCCUAGAGAUUAUAUGUAUGUCAAAAAACUUGGCAAGGCAGCCAACAAGAAACAAUGUUUUCAGCUGGCACUUUACGCUAACGAGCGUUACUUUAUCUUUUCAUCACGUCGAAAAGGGUGUUACACUAGUUGGGCUCUGCCGUAUUACGUCGAUGCGCGGGAGAAACUUGGUCUGUACACUCCUGAAAGACGAGACUCUGUCUAUGUCAUAUAUCGUAAGUUUUGUUCUUAUACUGUUGAUGCUCCUACAAUACAAUAAAAAUUAUCCAUUUACUGUACUCUGUGAACAGAUAUGAAUUAUUAGGUGACUGUCACAGGUGCCCUUAUAGAAAGCUUUUAAUACGAUCAGGUCGAGUCCUUCAUAAUUCAGCUUAGUUCUCAGCUGCUAAGGAUGAUUAACACACUCCUAGUCCCACUUACUAUAGUAAAUCCAAAUUUAUUUUUUCACAGAGUAUCGCAAACCUUACCACAUCUAUUGGGAGAAAGGAGACAAAGGAAUAGGAACUUAUUUGGUGGGAAAACAAGCUACCCAAGACCAUCCAAACCUGCAGUUACUGCCAUAUAGUGUUGGUAAAUUUCGGUUUCGUUUUAACAGCUACAUUACGACACAUGGCUGUGAUUCACACUCACUGAUUAUUAAAGAUUUCACGGUUAACGAAGUAAAGCAUUACACUAUCAAUAUUAAGGAAGGGAAAUCUUCUAAACCAAAGGUUUUGUUCAGUCGCUCUGUUAUGCUUAGACAUUUUGGUAAGAUGUUUGGAUGGCUUAAUGAAAAGGUUCAGAUUUGACUUCCAUGACCGCUACCUAAUUCAGUGGCUUAGUAUCAGUAUUUGAUUGGUUGAUUAGGGAAGAUUAAACACAUUUGAUUGGUUAAUGGUAGCAGUUUGGUUCUAGUCAAAUCUGAACCUCCACCCACUAUUUUUAUUUAUACUUUAUUUAUAUUAAUAACUAACCCUAACCCUGGAUAGUUCUAUCAGGUCUAAAUUGUUCACUUUAAAGGUCUUGUAGAAUCAUUUCUUAUUACUCCAGUAUGUUACUCUAAACUAAACUAACUUUGUUUAUACUGGGUAAUGCUAUCUGUCUGCUCACAUGCAACUGAGGUGAAAUUAUAUUUAGAAAAUGUGUAUUGCAGGAAUAAAGGGAAUAAAACCUUGCUCCCAGAAAUAAAAAGUAAAGGCACAUAACCCUUAACGUAUCAGUGAUACCAAAUUCUUCUCAUUUUAGGAGAGCCAAGGUUUAAUAUGUCCGCCACUGGUGGUGCAUGUUUGAACCAUCCAUUGACCAUCACCGUCAAGCCGCUUCGGGGAGAGUAUGUAGAAGUUGAAGAAUGGGAAGUUGAAUGGAAGAAAAUAGAAAAUGGGAAAGCUUUGAAGACAAAUAUGGAAACACAGGACCCGUUUGUAUUAAAGGUUGAACGUGCAACACUGAGUCAUUCUGGAGUUUAUCGUAUCCGAGCAAAGAAUCGUUAUGGGUUCGCUGAAGGUGUUAUACAUAUUCAUGUUGUUGAACGUAAGUUUCAAUUUCCAUAUUAAUUUAAUUAACUAAUUCAUUUUUGGCAUCCCUAAUCCUAACCCUUAUCUAAAAAAGAUGAGAUGUUCCACUGUCACCUUUAGAUCGACUUUACUAAAUCUCCUGGGAAUGCCGUUUCUAACUAUAGCGUAGAUAGAGCUGUUUAGUAUAUGUCGAAUUAGUUGAGUUUUUAACCUAAUGCAGUUUGCUUCUUCAGGCCUUCCUGCCAUCACUUCAGUGACGUCAUCACCUCACGUGGCAGUGGAAGACUCAUCAGACAUUUUACAUGUGGAUCUGAAGAAUGACGAAGACCUCACAUCAAUUGACUGGUAUUAUAAUGGAAAACUGAUCGAAAUUGAAGAUAAGCAUUAUUCAUUUCCAGG
Molecule: messenger RNA, 2574 nt
Organism: Paramuricea clavata
Lineage: Eukaryota; Metazoa; Cnidaria; Anthozoa; Malacalcyonacea; Plexauridae
Source: the annotation of a GenBank genome assembly